AUGGCAAUACCUCCGGGCUCCACAAAAACUAUUGAUUAUGAAUUUGGACGCAUUGUCGAACUCAAAGAGAUCAAGCUUGACUCUAAAGCCCUGACUUUUCUCAAAGAUGCACAUAAAUCGCUGGGGUCAAAUGGGAUGCAAAACCUCCGAGGACCUAUGAAAAGAUCGCUCAUUCAUUACGCUGCAAUGGGUGAUUGUACCGAACUCCUACGGUACCUGCUGCUCAACGGUUCAGCAGUAGAUGAUCGAGAUCAGAACAAGCGGACUCCCCUCUCCUGGGCUGCAGAAUACAGUGCAUUGAAUACCGUGAAGGUUUUGUUGGCAAAUGGAGCAAAAAUAAAUUCGACUGAUGACAUGUAUACGACACCUCUAUCAUGGUUGAUACAAGCAGGCGGAAUCAACGCUCAAAAUGCGCUCACGAAAGCCUAUCUGGUAAGCAAGGGUGCAAAAGAGAGGGGGGCUAAGCGACGUUGGGUUCUGAAGAAAUUGGGCAUGUUUUAA
Messenger RNA from Penicillium cinerascens, 501 nucleotides. Its product is annotated as ankyrin repeat domain-containing protein. Gene Ontology annotation, biological process: positive regulation of transcription by RNA polymerase II. The coding region runs from base 1 to 501 and encodes 166 amino acids. NCBI's taxonomy places the organism in Eukaryota, Fungi, Ascomycota, Eurotiomycetes, Eurotiales, Aspergillaceae. Gene Ontology annotation, cellular component: nucleus. The record is from RefSeq and is a predicted model, not a curated record. The transcript has a single exon. Gene Ontology annotation, molecular function: transcription cis-regulatory region binding; protein binding.